AUGGAACCUCAGGCUCGACUGCUGGAGGACUCCAACGGGUCAGCCGACAUGAUUGUGGAGCUAUCGUCGGAAAAGGGCGUACAACACGGGGAUGGCAGUUCUUCGGCGGCGAAGCUCACCCAGGGCAAGAAGCGCACACUGUCCGAGGCAGUGCACGGACGCGAAUUCUGCAAGGCCGACGAAAAGGACAGCUGCCCCAGCAUAAUCGACGACGACGGCAACUCCGACGGGCUCGACGUCGACGACUUCCACCCCCCGCCACUUGCAACGUCCCCGUCCCUCCUUGUGGUGCCGAACGGGACCUAUUCGCCGGAGGCGAGGGCGCACGUUCGGCGCGCUGCUUCUGGGUUCCCGAAGCAUCGAUGA
Messenger RNA from Trametes versicolor FP-101664 SS1, 366 nucleotides. RefSeq lists its product as uncharacterized. The record is from RefSeq and is a predicted model, not a curated record. The coding region runs from base 1 to 366 and encodes 121 amino acids. Lineage: Eukaryota; Fungi; Basidiomycota; Agaricomycetes; Polyporales; Polyporaceae. The transcript has 2 exons.